Molecule: messenger RNA, 5161 nt
Organism: Sitodiplosis mosellana (orange wheat blossom midge)
Lineage: Eukaryota; Metazoa; Arthropoda; Insecta; Diptera; Cecidomyiidae
Gene: Ehbp1
Product: EH domain-binding protein 1-like protein 1
Exons: 13
Coding region: 1448-4618 (1056 amino acids)
Molecular function (GO): protein binding
Source: RefSeq, a predicted model, not a curated record
GUUGCACACGGUGUGAGUGUAUCGAAAUGUGUGCGUUGUGUGGUUUUGCCAAUGGUUGUGUGUUUUGUGUAUGGAUUGUAGCGAACGUUGUGAAGCAAGUCAAGGAUUUGUCAUAUGUCAUUUUACAAACGAAAGAGAAAAAAGUCAGCAGCAAAUACAAACGAGAGAAAGAUUGAUUUUGUGUGCUCGUUCAAAAUCGAAAUUCGAUCAUCAUCGAAUUCAUAUUAUUACGUUUAGUUUUCGUUUUUCUGUUGUAGUUAAGUUCAAGUUUUUUUUUCUUUUUUCGUUUGUUUGAUUGUUAACAUUGUGCGAAUCGAGCUUUCUAAAGAGAACGAAUGAAAACACACAAAAAAUGAAUGAAAAUUACGAGGUAAGCUCGGUGUAAAGACCAUUGUAAAGUGACAGAGUGCAAAUACACUAAAAAAAAAGAAUCGACGUCGACGUCGUCGUCGGUGAAUAAAAAGUAUCAAGACGGACAAAAACAAGCAAACGAAAUUAAAACCACACAAAUUAAUCUUCAAGCAGCAACAGUAAUAAUUAAUAAUAAAAAAAAUUGGCGUCUAGAUUUCCAAGAAAUAUCGUGCAAUAUUUUAAAGUGCUUUGUAAAAGAAACAACUGAGCGUUUUAUUGCGGUUUUUUUUUCGAAUUUGGCCAUCAAAUAUUAAAGUGUGAACAAUUCCAAAGUGUUUGUUGGAAUAAAGUUCAAUUGAAUGGCAGUGCAAACAAAACAUACCGAGCGUCCGACAGUUGUACAUUGAAAUUAAGUGUGCAAUUAUUUUAAAAUAAAAAUGCGUUGCAUAAAUCAAUCGUCUUAACCAGAUCAAUUGCGCACUAUGCUCGCUUCCAAUUAAAACGUCGAUAAAUUUCUUCGAUUUUAUUUAUUUUCUGCUUAUUCACUUGUCUCUCGCUGUUGCUGUUGCGGAGAUACUUACUGAAACAUUGGAGAUAUAUAGAGAGAACGAGGCGAAGAGUGCAGACUUGGAAUUAUUGCUAAGUGUGAGAAUAAAUAAGAAAAAUGUGGUACAAAAUGCUAAAUUACGAUGUGAACGUCAUUUGAACGGUCAAUCGAUUCGGAAAUUGAGAAGAAGUUUUAGUAGAAAUCACAAUUCCGACAAAAGGCGAAUGAAACAGUGACACCACAUUAGGAUCACCCCAAUAAAGUUCGAAAAUAGUUAUAGAAGACAACAACAAAUUGAGCUCAAACAUAAAAACGUCAGUUUUUUGUUUCCAUUAUUUGCUGGCAUUGAGAGAAACCAGAAGCAAAAAGUGGAAACGGCAUCAUAGAGUGGUGACGGAAUAAAUAAAUAAGCGAAAUCGAAUCAUCAUCGAAGACGUGUCUAUUAUUAAAUUUGAUUACGUAAAGUAAAACGAGACAGCGGGCGAGUGAAGGAGAACGAGAGACAGAGAGACCGAGAGAGAUACAUAACAACAACAAACGGCAACGGCGAUGGGAAGUGUUUGGAAACGAUUGCAGCGUGUUAAUAAACGAGCGGCAAAAUUUCAAUUUACAGCUUCUUAUCAUGAGUUGAGAGUUGAGACCACCGCCAAAUGGCGACCAACGAAUUUGUCGAUUGUAUGGACGAGACGAUCGAGACGUGUUGCAUCGACACCAUUACCAUGGGAACCGGACAUGGUCAAUCCACUUGUGGGCCAUAUUUCAUGGGCCGUGCCCGACAAUCACACAAUCUCAGUCACCCUAUUCAAAGAUCCACGAACACACGAGCUCGAAGAUAAAGAUUGGACUUUCGUUAUCGAAGAUGUAUCACAAAUGGGUAAAAAACGUGUACUGGCAUCGGCAAGUAUUAAUAUGCGAAAAUAUGCUAGCGUGGAUCCAACACAGCAAUCAUUUACCUUGAGCCUAAAGCCAGUUUCACGGAAAAUUAGCUCGGCCGAAUUAGAGCUUACGCUGAGCUGCGUUUUUCUACGUGAAGGAAAAGCGACUGACGAGGAUAUGCAGAGCAUAGUUUCGUUGAUGUCGGUGAAUAAUAAUUCGGAUAUUGCUCCAUUGGAUGAUCUUGAGGAUAUUCCCGAUUUGGAAAGUUAUGGCGAUAUAUCGGAGCAUGUGCUCGAUUUUACGGCCCAACUGGAACAACUCACCAAUAGCCUAACCAAUUCAGAGCUUGCAACCCCAAUGAGUGUUCCCUCGUUGGCGGAGGAUCCAACGCCAUUGGCUGAAAAGCAAAAUUAUCCCGAUUUCGAGGAAGAUCAUCUGCCGCCUUGCCUUGCAACACCAACACCAAUCGUUGAGAAACCAACCAUCGAAACAUCGUCGGAAAUACGAUUCAAUUCAUCGCGAAGUUUAUUAGUUGAUCGAACGAAAAUCAAGGACACAUUACCAGUUGAAACGAAAGCUGCCGAACUGAAACCAGCCACUGAUGACAUAACCGAUGCAAAUAAAUCGAAAGAUAUUAAAGAAAUUAGAACGAGCGAAACAGUGGUGUCCGUGCAAAAAGAUGAAAUUGAAGAAGUGAUUAAAUCGAUUGUGACACCCACGGUGACACCGGCCAUAAAUCGAUCGAGUGUCAUCGAAUCGACUGGUAGUACGCUCGAAACUCAGAACAAUGUAAAAAAUAUGGAAAAAUCGAAUUUGGUGGAACGAGAAAAAUGCGUGUCAUCAGUCAUUCCACCAUCAGCUACUACUACGACCAAUCAACUACCAAAUGUUUUUCCACCAUCGAUUAGAACAUCGGAAGACCAAGAACGAAGCCGAAUGGAGUUGCAGCCAUUGAAUUUGAAGAAAAACUACGACAAUUCAAAAGUGCUGAACAAAAAUGCAUUGAAAGAUCGUACACCCGGCCAAGAUCUACUCGAAUGGUGCAAGGAUGUCACGAAGAACUAUAGCGGAAUCAAAGUUACCAAUCUCACGACGAGCUGGCGAAAUGGGAUGGCUUUCUGUGCAAUAAUUCAUAAUUUUCAACCAGAUUUAAUUGACAUGAAAUCUCUGUCGCCACAUGAUGUCGUCGGAAAUUGUCGCAUUGCAUUUGAUGCCGCUGAAUGUUUGGGCAUACCGCGACUCAUUGAACCCAGCGAUAUGAGUUUAUUGGCGGUGCCCGAUAAAUUGGCCGUUAUGACAUAUUUGUAUCAAUUGCGCGCUCAUUUCACCGGCCAUCAACUACAAAUCGAACAAAUUGGCAACACCUCCGACGAAUCUAGCUAUAUUAUUGGCAAUUACAAAUCCGAUAAUUUACCAUCACAAAAUAUUUUAUCAUUAGACCACCUGAAAAGGCAAUUGACACAACAGCAUUCACUCGAAGACGAUGUUGAUCGCUGUGAUGAAAAAUCACCCAUCGACAAAAAAGAUGUGAAAAAUCUCAUUUUAACCGGGUCAAAGCAUUUGCUUGGCAAAGUGCUAUCACCCGUUAAAGACAAACAAUUGCCCAUAAAUAAUAAUAAAAUCCAAACGAAUGGAUCACAGUCGAGCAAUACGUCAAACAUUAAUACUCCGGCUGGUAAAGAGAAUAUGAUUCUGAUGACACGACGUGAGCUCAACGAUCCAUUCGGUUCGGACGACGAAGAUGAACAAGAAUCAGGUUCACAAAUCCAAAAGACUACAAGUAACGACGCUGAAAGCCAAAGAAACAAUAGCAAUGUAAAUAAAGCUGAAUCACCCAUAUCCAAUCUGGAUCCAGCUACGGCAAAUAAACUACUCUCACGGCACAAGGAAAUGAGUGAAAAAGCCAAGGCAAUGAUGGAGCGCCUAAAGAAUAAUACGGCCGCAAUGGAAAAUGGCAAAUCAGAUCCAGAUGAUGAUCGUCAAGCAAGACUAUUGAACAAUGCUCGUCGCCUGAUUGCCGAGACACGUGCUCGAUCAAUAAAUCUCGAUUCGCCAACGUCACCGGUCAAAUCGAUAACGCAUCGCAUUACAUUGUCACCCGAACGAACAAUAUCGCCAAUCAAUAAUGCGGAUGGUUUCAAUUUUACGUCAAACAAAUCGAGUAACAGCAAAGAGAAUUCGCCCAGCAAAUCGAAGAACAAUCAUAGUUCAUCGCCACGUAUCACACCACCCAGAGAUGUUGAAAAUAAUCACAGCAAUAGUCCAAAUCAAAACAUCGUGUUCAGCGAAAGGAAUGGCAACUCACCAACGCUGCAAAGUUUCAAUUCCGUUUUGGAAAGUCUAACGCCACAACAUGACAAGAAGAUUUCGUACAUCGAGAGCGAACUAGAGGCUUUGGAACGUGAGCAAGAAGCAAUCGAUUUGAAAGCCCGAGCAUGUGAAAAGAAACUACGACUUGUGAUGAAUGGAACGUCAACAAACGAAGAAGAAACGGAAGAACAAUUGCUGUCUCAGUGGUUCACUCUAGUCAAUAAGAAAAAUGCUUUAUUGAGACGUCAAAUGCAAUUGAACAUUUUGGAACAAGAAAGUGAUUUAGAAACGAAAUAUGCUCUGUUGAAUCGUGAAUUGCGGGCGGCGUUAUCGGUUGAAGAUUGGCGAAAAUCGCAGGCACAACGAGAUCGUGAAGCACUCUUACUGGCCGAACUGGUGACCAUUGUUGAUAAGCGAAACGAGCUUGUGCAGCAUCUUCAUAGCCAAGAGCAGGCCAUCGAGGAUGACGAUAAAAUCGAACGUGAUUUAGAGAAUGUCGACAUAACGGCAAAGGAUAAAUGUGUGAUUCAGUAAAAAAGUUUAAAAAUCCACACACAUAAAAGUGUUGAAAUUAAAAUCAAGCUGUGAAUUUAAAUUAUUAGCAAAAACUGCAAAAGCAAAUUACAUUUCAUAAUAAACACACACGACUUUUGAUGAAGAAAAAAAAACAGCGAACAAAAAGAUCAAUGAAACACGUCCGUAGCAAUUAAGAAAGGGUCAACUUUCGCGGCAUGUCGAAUGGCAAUAAAAAAAAAGUGUUGUUUUUAGUUCGAAUUUGGAUUCAAAACCCAAAACGUUAACCUUUCGUUCAUUUGCAAUACAUUUUAUUGUUCAAUGUUUUAUGUUUGAAAAAAAUUCAUACUUUUUCCACACACUGAAUCAACAGUCACAUUUAAAAAAAACAGUCACAUUUCAAAUUUUACUUCCCACAAUUUAGACAUUCCAUCUAUUCUACAACAAAAGAAACAAUAACCGAAAUUAUAUAUCUUAUUUAAGGCAGAAACAUUUAUUUAUUUUGAAAAUGAGAUUAAAUUUAAAGCGAAGAAAAAAAAAUGAAGAAUUGCUCCUCAAUGUCCA